AUGCAAUUCAAAUACUGUUUUACUUCUCUGACCUUCGUGACGACUGUUCUGGCCGCUUAUGUUCCUCCAGAACCAUGGUCUACCUUAAUUCCAACUGCAACAUAUACAGGUGGUUUAUCAUAUUAUACUACUUCCUUUGGUAUUGCCAUUGCGUCAGUUAAUCCAAUUCAUGUCCCUUAUUCACAUCAUAAAAGAGAUAUUGUUUCACAAAUAGGUGACGGACAAGCUCAGGUUCGUCAUGUGACUAAAGUGGCCGCAAUCUCUCAAAUUAAUGAUGGACAAGCUCAAGCACCAAGACAUACUAUUGCAAUAGUUUCACAAAUUAAUGAUGGUCAAGCACAAGUUGCCAAACCAAUAAGUGUUGUUUCCCAAAUUGGUGAUGGGCAGAUACAAGUUCCCACUCAUGUUCCAACCACUAUCGCUACACGGACAGCUGUCUCUCAGAUUGGUGAUGGUCAAGCACAAAUUGCAACAAAGGCUGUCUAUGAUGGAGUGGGGAUUGCCACAGGUAAACUUUUUAGUUCAUCUAAUCCAGUACGUAACGUUGCUUGUAAAUCUAAAGGUACGUUGGCUAUGACAAUUAAACAUGGGUUUUUAACUGACUCUAAGGGUAGAAUUGGUUCUAUCGUUUCUAAUAGACAAUUUCAAUUUGAUGGGCCACCACCACAAGCAGGUGCCAUCUAUGCUGGAGGUUGGUCUAUUACUCCAGAAGGUCAUUUAGCUCUAGGCAAUCAAGAUAUUUUCUACCAAUGUCUCUCUGGUGAUUUUUACAACUUGUAUGAUAAAUCCAUUGCCUCCCAGUGUGGUCCAGUUUAUCUACAAGCUGUCGAUCUUAUCGAUUGUUAA
This is a messenger RNA of Maudiozyma saulgeensis, 846 nucleotides long. Lineage: Eukaryota; Fungi; Ascomycota; Saccharomycetes; Saccharomycetales; Saccharomycetaceae. The record is from the annotation of a GenBank genome assembly.